This is a messenger RNA of Cryphonectria parasitica EP155, 1161 nucleotides long. RefSeq lists its product as uncharacterized. The transcript has 3 exons. The record is from RefSeq and is a predicted model, not a curated record. Gene Ontology annotation, biological process: chromosome segregation; mitotic centrosome separation; establishment of mitotic spindle orientation. NCBI's taxonomy places the organism in Eukaryota, Fungi, Ascomycota, Sordariomycetes, Diaporthales, Cryphonectriaceae. The annotation marks the transcript as partial. Gene Ontology annotation, molecular function: microtubule binding. Gene Ontology annotation, cellular component: kinesin complex; kinetochore; centrosome.
CAGGGUUCAACGACAGCCUCGUGAGUUGCGACGAGACGCCAGCUGAGGUAAGUUUGCACCAGCCAGACGACACGACCGAGGGACGACGCUACACGCACCGGCGAUCGUUGCAGCCCAGCCCAACCCCUCGGUUUCUGCGGGCGCGACGCAUGAAGCGAGGUCAACUACUUGCAGACCACCUCAUCGCCGCAUCGCUGAGUGCUGUCAAACGUCCUUUUCAUUGCUUCCAGUCUUUGUCUUCCUCUUUUGUAACGUCCUCGCAUCCUCAACACUGUGUUGACGGCCCGCGAUCCUGGUUAUCGCCAGUCGGACCCCUUUUCUCUCAACUCGUUAUCGACGCAACAGAACGCAUUGCGACCUUGCGAUCUUUUACCGACAGUUUCCAUUCUUCCACGCUCGCGCGACCUCGCUAGCAGAAUCCACAUGCGACGCUCUCGCGAGUGACGACCUCGUCACCGCAUACGAAUUUCCUUUUACUCUGUAUUCCUCACGUUGUCGCCAUGUCGAUCUCGGAACCGCCGUCGUCGCCGCUCGGCGGAGAGGCAUCUCUGGCGGACCAGGUCGCGUGGUACAAGUCACAGUACGAGCAGCUUGAGACAGAGCUUACCGAAUUUAGGGUCUCCAGCCAAGAACUCGAGUCGGAGCUGGAAAAAGAUCUGGAGGCCGCAGAGAAGAGGGAGAACUCGCUGCGCGAGAAGGCCGAGGGCCUCAACUACGAGGUUGAUGAGUGGAAGAGAAAGUACAAGGAGUCCAAGAGCGAGGCCAACGCCGCUCAGAACACCCUGGAGAAGGAGAUCACGACCCUGCGGGAUACGAACCGGACUCUGCAACACAAGUUGCGCGAUAUAGAGGUGGCCAACGACGACUUCGAACGACAGGCACGGCACACCAACUCUUCCCUGGAGGAUCUUGAGUCCAAGUAUAACUCAGCCAUCGAGAGAGCAGUCAUGAUGGAGGAAGAGAUCAGGAUUGGCGAGCAGGAGAGGGAGCGGCUCAGGAUAGAGGCACAGCGACUGCGCGAAGAACUGUCCGACCUGAAGAUUGAGGCCGAGAUCCUACAGGACAAGCUGAAGAAAGUCGACGGACGCCAUCUGUCUACCGUCUCUACCGACCUCUCCAUACCGGCUAGUCCUAUAUUCGACAGCAGCGUGAUGUCGGGGG